AUGCUUUCCUGUCACAACAGGUGCCUGUCUUUCAAAGCAAUUUCACCGAUGUCUCCAUACUAGUGAGUCAUUUGAGCCGACUGACUCAGAGACGGCGCGGCAUAAGAAAGUGUUCGAGACAAAGCCAAUCCGUUUACGCUCAGUUUAUCGAGUAUCUCUAUUUCUGGAUCUCUGUGCGGUCAGUAUACUACAAACCAAGCUUCUCAAUGGCGUUCCCUUUGAGCCUGGUCGAUGGGAUCAUCCUUGGCGUGACUGCUGUCGUUCUGCUUUACAUGUAUGCAGCGAGGCACCGAAACUACUGGAAGAGCCAGAGUGUGGUACACGAUACGUUUUCUCUGAUAUUCGGGCCCGCCAAGAGAUUGCUGUUGAAGCCACUGUGCCUCAGCGAUCAGGAAAAGUACAAGAAAUAUGGACGACUAUACGGUGCUUACGAACAAGGAAAGCCAUGCCUCGUUGUGGCCGAACCUCGCCUGGUAAAACAGGUCCUAGUCAAGGACUUCCACCUUUUGCCCAACCGAAGGCUGCGACGCACAUCGAACGCCCUGUUGGACAACAUGAUGGUUAUGGCAGCGGCGGAGCGCUGGCGAACAAUCCGCCCCGCUUCCAGUCCGGCAUUCUCGACUGGGAAACUGCGCAAGAUGAAUGCGUUGAUUCAGGAUUGCGCGAGAAUCACGUGUGAGCAUCUCAAAGAAGUUGCACAGAGAAAGGAAGACAUCGAUGUCAAAAGGUUCUUCGGACACUAUUCACUCGACGUGAUCGCAAGGUGCGCGUUCGGCACAACGCUCGAUUCUCACACGGAUGCCACCAACGAGUUUGUGACGCAAGCCAGCAAAGCCUUUUCCGCAAGAAUAUCUUUGAGGCUGCUUAUUGCAGUGCUUUUUCCUGGACUGGUGAAAAUGUUCAGCUUUAAAACGGCAAAAGGUGACGAGUUUGAGUACUUCAGAAAUGUUUGUCAGCGCAUCAUAAACGAGAGACGUCAGAAUGACCACCGUCAAGACGAUUUCUUGCAGCUCAUGAUGGAUGCUCAGGAUGGUAGCCUGGCUGCGAGCGAUGAAGGUUUAGCGGAGCCAGACGACAAGCUUUUUGACAUUGGUUCCGAAACUAAGCUGACUUCACCAACCAGUAGUAAACGUCUGAGUGAACUCGAAGCCAUGGCGCAGUGUGUGCUCUUCUUCCUGGCCGGCCAGGAGACUACUUCCUCAACGAUAGCCUUCACUGCUUACCUCCUUGCACUUAACCCAGACGUCCAAGAAAAGCUCCGAAAAGAAGUGGACGAUUGCAUUGAGGCUAAUGGUCCCGAGCCCAGCCUAGAUGUCAUCUCCAAGUUGAAGUACCUGCACUGCGUGGUAUCGGAAACGUUAAGGUUAUAUCCACCGGCAACAAGGCUUGAGCGGUCAGCAUACGAAGACUACGUACUUGGUGACACCGGAAUCAAACUUCCAAAAGAGUGCUCUAUUUUCAUUCCGGUUUACGCAAUGCAUCACGACCCGGAGCUGUUCCCCGACCCUGAGAGCUUCAAACCUGAACGAUUCAGCGAUGAGAACGUCGAAUCCAUUGAGCCGUACACUUACCUUCCUUUCGGUGCUGGGCCACGUAACUGCAUUGGAAUGCGCUUCGCUCUUCAGUCCGUCAAGCUAUGCCUGCUUCAUUCUCUGCACAGCGUUCAGUUCAUUCGCACCGGCAAAACGAAGGUUCCACUGACCAUUAAGAAAGGACUCGGCGUCCUGACAGCAGAAGACAUUACAGUUGGAAUACGGAGAAGGCCAGAUCAAGACAUCUAGUUAUGGUUUUACGAAAUGACAGAAAGUUACUCUGCACUGUAUGCCUGCUCUUGCAAAAUUAAAGUAAUGCACCAUUUUGUGUGAAAAUAAUAUC
Molecule: messenger RNA, 1875 nt
Organism: Rhipicephalus sanguineus (brown dog tick)
Lineage: Eukaryota; Metazoa; Arthropoda; Arachnida; Ixodida; Ixodidae
Product: cytochrome P450 3A24
Exons: 14
Coding region: 207-1781 (524 amino acids)
Molecular function (GO): oxidoreductase activity, acting on paired donors, with incorporation or reduction of molecular oxygen; monooxygenase activity; heme binding
Source: RefSeq, a predicted model, not a curated record